CUUUUAUAUUUAUUCGUAUAACCUCUCCAAUAUAGUUAUUUUGAUUAUUUUCCCUUCAAAAUUAUUUAUUAACUAAUUAACAGUGCGCAAAUUUGGUUACUCGAUAAACAAGUCAAAAAAGUCAGACAAGUUGACCGUUGUCCGUUAAUAUCCAGCCAAAUAAUAUUUUAUUUGCAAUUGAAAAUAAUUGACGUGCUAAAAUUUGAUUGGCCACUACAAACUCCAACCCGCCAAAGCUCUGCCUGUAAACCACCGUACUUCAUUCACUCUGCGUAAUUCUCACGAUUUCAGUUUUUUCUUACUGUUCUUUCUCUGAAUUGAAUUUUCGUGAAACAAAACUUGGACAUGACGAUUCUUAGUGAAGCCAUAUCUGCGGAUGUGCAGUAUAAGGUUUGAGCUCAGACAGCAACUGAAAGAGUCUAUUAAAUAGAAAAUGAGAGACGAGUCAGGUUUUCUUUGGAACAUUUCCCAGGAAAGCGAGAAAUUACCUAGUGACAACAGCUAUGGAUCUUUCUUUGGCCAAUUUUAACCUUCUAUUGCAUGGAGAGUAAUCAAAGAAAGCAAAUUUAUGCUUGAGGCAAACCAAUCGGUAACAGAGUUUAAGAAUUCCUCUGCUUCAAAAGCUGAUGGGGCGAUGCAGAAAGUGAAAGCUCAGCAACUUAGGGCCUCCCGAGAUUACUUCUCUGAUGAUUAUGAGAAUCCACUUCUUGCGUUCAAGGAGCUAUGUCAAACUCUCUACAAAAGAAGCAUUUAGAUGAAGGAAAGAAGAAAGAUGAACCCAAAAAGUCACAACUGAUUUCUAAGGUUCUUGGAGAGCACAAAAUUUUCUAUCAAAUAAAAAUAUGAAACAAUGCAAAAAGUUUCUUGAACCCUGUGUUGAAAAAGUGAGGUCGAAGCAGACAAAAGAGGUUGAUAUCAGAAGACGAAAUUAAAGUUGUUAAACAUACGAAGGCAAAAGUUAUUCAAAACAAGAUUCAGUGUUCUUCGAAAAGUCAGGCUUCUGAUGUGGAUAAAGCUUAGCAUAAGAAGGAACUUAAUGAGCCUAGCAGACUUGAGUCUUUUUCACAGAAUAAAAACCUUAAUGGGUCGUCUAAACCAUCCUUGAUAAUAAGGCUGAAAAUUCCAUCAAAGCUGAAAAUGGCAAAGGAAAUGGAAGUCUGCAAGCCUAUAAAUGAAGAACCUAUUCCUUCCCAGAAAACAUCCUAUAAAAUGCAUGAGCAGAGAAAAGAGCCUGAGGAUAGUCUUUGUCACGACGGUGAAAUUGAAAAGGACUAUGUUUCCCCUCUGCAUCAAAGUUUAUUUAGCUCCAGGUGGAACCAUAAGAAGCGCGUAAGAGAGGAUUAUGAAGAAAAUGGUGACUGCAUGGUGGCUAGUUUUGCUGACAUCCAGAGAGAAGAGAGACAAAGUGCAAAGAUUGCGAGGAGGGAGGAUAGAAUAGAGCAGUUGCGAAAUGAGCAUGAGAAGAAGAAGGAAAGGUUGAGAAGACAAGCAAAGAACCACAAGUUACUCCAUAACUGAGACUCCUUUUGAUUGAUCCACUUCUGAAGAUUUUCCACUUAAAUUUUGUUGUUUUCUCGAAAGUAAAAGUGUAUGUAAUUGAAAACAUUCUCCGUUUAUGUUUUAUACACAAACACCAUUCUUUUUCUGUA
Molecule: messenger RNA, 1649 nt
Organism: Mangifera indica (mango)
Lineage: Eukaryota; Viridiplantae; Streptophyta; Magnoliopsida; Sapindales; Anacardiaceae
Exons: 6
Coding region: 1138-1518 (126 amino acids)
Biological process (GO): regulation of DNA-templated transcription; nucleosome assembly
Cellular component (GO): nucleolus
Molecular function (GO): histone binding; DNA binding
Source: RefSeq, a predicted model, not a curated record